Molecule: messenger RNA, 2166 nt
Organism: Paecilomyces variotii
Lineage: Eukaryota; Fungi; Ascomycota; Eurotiomycetes; Eurotiales; Thermoascaceae
Product: type I phosphodiesterase/nucleotide pyrophosphatase
Exons: 3
Coding region: 1-2166 (721 amino acids)
Biological process (GO): nucleoside triphosphate metabolic process
Molecular function (GO): ribonucleoside triphosphate phosphatase activity; nucleoside triphosphate diphosphatase activity
Source: RefSeq, a predicted model, not a curated record
AUGCCUCAGAGACCAGAAUCGCGGAGUCCAUCGUUACUCUCGCCGGGUGACUACGAUGACGAUGUCUCGUCCCUAAGGUCAGCGUCGGAGCAGGACUCCGACACGGAGGAUGAUGAAUUCUUGCAGGGUUCCCGGACAACGCUCGAACUAGCGGAACAUGAUCGAAAGGUGUUGGAGGAUGAAGAAGAGUUGGAGAAGCUGUUGACAAAGAGAGGGCCGACGCAAGGAUUGCGAAGGAUAUUCAGUCCCGGUGGCAGCAGUGUUAAGAUUGGGAAGAAGGAACGGAGACAGCGGAGGAGGGAGAUGAAAGCUGCGUAUAGAAGGCGCAAUGAGAAACCCGAUGAGGAGGGAGAACUGAUGCAUGAGAUGGAGGAAGGAUAUCGGGAUGAAAGUUCUGGCCUCAAUACACCGUCAUCGGAUGGCGAGGGUGAACUGCUGGACGGGUUCGAGUACAAGCAGUCCAAAGGAGAUUUAAUUCGGAAAUUGCUGCUCGUGUUCUCCGCCAUCGCCGUCCUUUUCCUCAUUCUCCUUUUAGGAGCGUACAAAGCCUCCAGCAACUUCCGCGUUUCCCACCGUCCCAAACCACUAAUUUCUAACGGCACUGCACUUUUUGCUCCAACAACUAUCUUGAUUUCCCUCGAUGGCUUCCGGGCCGAUUUCCUCAAUCGCGGACUGACACCCACGCUCAACAACUUCAUCGCAGAAGGGGUCAGCCCCAAGUACAUGCUUCCGAGUUUCCCCAGCGUCACUUUCCCGAAUCAUUAUACACUAGUAACAGGACUCUACCCUGAAAGUCACGGCGUCGUGGGGAAUUCAUUCUGGGCCCCAGAAUUCCAGGAGGAAUUUCACACAGAAUCCUCCGUCAGUACUCAGUCCAAAUGGUGGAACAACGCUGAGCCCCUGUGGGUUACGGCAGAGAAACAGGGCAUCCAUGCUGCUAUCCAUAUGUGGCCCGGUUCAGAGGCGCAUAUUCAUGAUAUCGAUCCCACUUUUUACGACGUUUAUAAUGGGUCCGAGACUCUGCCGCGGAAAGUCGACCGAGUGCUGGAAUACUUGGAUCUCCCUGGAGAGGAAGUCGAGUCCUACGACGGGGAUAAGCGCCCCCAGUUUAUCGCCGCUUACGUGCCAGAUGUAGAUGCAGAUGGCCAUCGAUAUGGGCCUAAUAGCACGGAAAUACGGGCAACUAUUGCCAAGGCGGAUGACAUGCUUGCUCGUCUCUUUCAAGGAAUUCGAGACCGCAACUUGACCGACAUAGUGAACAUUGUCGUCGUGUCUGACCAUGGCAUGGCCACAACUUCAAAUGAGCGACUUGUGCAACUUGAGGACUUGAUCGAUAUCAGUUUGGUCGAGCAUCUUGAUGGAUGGCCAUCGCGGGGACUGCGCCCCAAACGACCAGAGGACCUGCCUAUCCUUCAGGAGCAGCUGGAGAAGGCAAAGGCCGACUACGCUGACAAAGUUGAAAUCUACAGUCGCGACACCAUGCCCGAGCGCUAUCACUUUUCCAAUAACGAGCGCAUUGCGCCCCUGUGGGUGAUCCCCAAGACGGGUUGGGCUGUCGUUGAGCGGCCUGACUUCGACGCAGAGAAAGCGCUCGAGACAGGGGAGGUCUAUCGCCCCCGGGGUGUCCACGGAUAUGACCAUGAGCAUCCGCUCAUGCGAGCUAUCUUCAUCGCGAGGGGACCUGCAUUCCCUCAUCAGCCCAACAGUCGACUUGAGGUCUUCCAGAACAUAGAAGUGUAUAACAUCAUCUGUAACUCCAUUGGAGUCAAGCCGCUGCCAAACAAUGGCACCUUGCAUCUGCCCUUACAACCGGUGGGAUUACACUCAGAUGAGGGAGUCCCUGCCAUCGAAAGCCCUCCUGAUCCACCAGCCAGCGUCUCUGUGAACCCAACCACAGAACUGGCCCCAGUUCCUAGCGUUACAUCCUCUGCCGUUGAUGCUUCUGCUACUGCGGGUAACCAAUCGAGCGAAGUCGACGAUGGAGAAAAGCAAGGAGAGGAAAACGAAGAGGGAGAUGGUGUAGUCGUUGAUGGCGACGAUGAUCACGAUGACACCGCUUCGCAAGACACAACAUGGUGGGGAAAGAUGAUGGACAAGCUGGAGUCUUUCAAAGAAUGGGCAAGCGAGUUUAUCCAGUCAAAGACCGACAAUGAGGCACCUAAAUAA